Molecule: messenger RNA, 494 nt
Organism: Talaromyces proteolyticus
Lineage: Eukaryota; Fungi; Ascomycota; Eurotiomycetes; Eurotiales; Trichocomaceae
Exons: 3
Coding region: 1-423 (140 amino acids)
Source: RefSeq, a predicted model, not a curated record
AUGAAAUCAGUAUCGAUCUUAGCUGCAGCUUGUUCUGUCUUGUCGGUCGUCGGGGCACCUUUGUCCGACUCGCGCCUCUCUCUCGUUGAACGGCAGGCAGAUCCAACAGCGCCGGCGACUAUUACUUUCGUUUUCCAGCCUCAGACUGGAAAGGGUCCCCAGUUGCUUAACCUUUUUGCACAAGCAGAGGCAUUCACGAAAGCAAAUGCGACUGGUAACUUGUUUGCAUAUGGAUAUAAGGUGUCUGGCCAGGAGCAAUAUGUAUACACGGAGAGCUACGUUACCCUCAAAGAUGCGCUAGCAUAUGCAUCCACCCCACAGCAUACCCAAUUUGUCCAAGAACUUUUCCAGGAUGUCAAUAUUUUGGCACUACAAGCCUAUUCGAGCUUUGGUAUCGGAGACCUAUUCGGAAUAUCGUCCUAGGAAGAAUACUCAUCUUACAAACAUGCCAACUUGUUUGUACAUGAAGCUGCGAGAGGGGGAAUAUUGAUUAC